CCCGGUCACUAUGGCAACCUCGACAUCGCUCAGGCGAAGCAGCUGAGCGCAUUCAAGCGCGCUCUCACCAAGACCAGCUUCCUGCCCGACCCGGCCAUGGUCGACGAGGAGCACCAGGACACGAUCCUUCUGCGCUUCCUGCGGGCGCGGGAUUGGAACGUGCAGCAUGCCUUCAAGAUGUACAGUGACACGAUCAAGUGGCGGAAGGACGUCGACCUGCCGAGCAUGAUGCAGGGAAGCUUCGACUUUGAGGAGCGGGACAAGGUCGCUGCAGGAGGUUGGAAGAUGUACUUCCACGGCACUGACAAGUUCCACCGGCCCAUAUUUGUGCAGGAUCUGGCUGGACUCAACACUACCGAAGUCUUUACGCACACGACGCCCGAUCGUGUCAUCAACUUCUUUGCUUGUAUGCUCGAGGAUGCCGUGCAGAGGCGGUACAGGGCAUGCACUUCACGCGUCCGGCGGCUCUGCGUCGACGACAACUUUAUGAUUCUCAACGUGGCAGGCAUCGGCAUGGGUACCUUCUGGGCCUUUAAGGGUCAGCUCCAACAGCUCCUCGGCAUUCUCGACACCAACUUUCCCGAGCUGAGUGGCCGAGUGCAGAUCAUCAAUGCACCUUGGCUCUUUAGCACCAUUUGGAGCUACAUCAAGGGCUGGCUUCCCGUCAACACCGCCGAGAAGAUUGACAUUGUCGGGACAGACUUUAAGGCGAAGCUGCUGGAGUUCAUCGAUGAGGAGCAGUUGCCAUCAAGCAUUGGUGGUUCGUGCCAGUGCGGUGGCAAGGGUUGCGAGUUCUCGGAUAUUGGGCCCUGGCAGGAG
Acaromyces ingoldii is the source of this 819-nucleotide messenger RNA. Its product is annotated as CRAL/TRIO domain-containing protein. The record is from RefSeq and is a predicted model, not a curated record. NCBI's taxonomy places the organism in Eukaryota, Fungi, Basidiomycota, Exobasidiomycetes, Exobasidiales, Cryptobasidiaceae. The annotation marks the transcript as partial. The transcript is spliced from 2 exons.